Populus euphratica (Euphrates poplar) is the source of this 714-nucleotide messenger RNA. RefSeq lists its product as uncharacterized. Bases 33 to 473 code for a protein of 146 amino acids. NCBI's taxonomy places the organism in Eukaryota, Viridiplantae, Streptophyta, Magnoliopsida, Malpighiales, Salicaceae. The record is from RefSeq and is a predicted model, not a curated record. The transcript has 3 exons.
AGUAUUCCCUGUUUAGCACAGCUCCUCCAGUUAUGAAGAAGAUUGUGUUGAGCAUCGAUAAGUGCUGUAAUUGCGAAGGAUGCAGGAAGAAAGUGGACAGAAUUUUGUCCGAGACCAAAGGGAUGGAGGGCAAUGCUACACGAUCCUGGAAUGCGGAUAACCUGCUCACCAUCACCAUGACUGGUACCAUAGACACUCAAGCCUUGGCGGAUAGAUUCUGGAAAAGGAUGCAUAAGAAGAACGUGGAUGUGAUGAUCUUGCCUUGGAAGGAUGAAGGCGAGAAGAAAGUUGGCUCUAAAAGUUCUUCAAAAGAGAAGCCAAUUGAGAAAUCCGACCCUGCAAGUUCAGAGAAAGAUGACAGUACUAAAAGCUCCUCGGAAGAGAAGACCAGUAAAAUGGCUGACCCUUCGAAAGAUCAGACGCCAAUACGAAAGCUGACACUACAAAUUCUUCGAAAGAUAAGAAGGCAAUAGGGAAGCUCACACUGCAUGUUCUUCAAAAGAUAAGAAAUCCAAUGAGGAAGCUCACACUGCAUGUUCUUCAAAAGAUAAGAAAUCCAAUGAGGAAGCUCACACUGCAUGUUCUUCGGAAAGAACCCGAUGAGGAGAUAUUUCUCAAUUUAUUUUAUCAAGUAUUAAUAUAUAUAUUUUUAUUUCUCAGCUAAAAAGAAAAUCAUGAUGCUGAAAAACACAUGUCAAGGUUUGGCUGAUAUAA